Branchiostoma belcheri (Belcher's lancelet) is the source of this 2315-nucleotide messenger RNA. RefSeq names its product NXPE family member 3-like. NCBI's taxonomy places the organism in Eukaryota, Metazoa, Chordata, Leptocardii, Amphioxiformes, Branchiostomatidae. The record is from RefSeq and is a predicted model, not a curated record. Bases 1 to 867 code for a protein of 288 amino acids. The transcript has 4 exons.
AUGCGUGGAUGCCUUGCUCUAGCAGUACCAACAGAACUCGGUGUUGAGGAUCUGUUGUCGAGCAUUGAAGGAAUCCAAGUCAGAGGCAGACGUAUUUUGAACAAAAUUGAAGAAACAACACUGCCACUCUGUGCUCCAGGACUGCCAGAAACACCGUCUGAAGGGUACUGGUUUAACGGAACGUGGUAUUCACUUAAAUGUCAAUCACGAAAGUUUCCCUCAGUUCGAUCUGUGUUCGGAUGCCUGCAAAAUAAAUCAGUGCUCUUUUUUGGUGAUUCUACUAUUCGACAAUGGUGGAAAUUUCUAAAGGAUCUUCCUAAAUUACAUCAUACCGGCUCAGUUGUAUAUCACGCAGCUGCAGUACAUGGCAAAUAUAAUACAACAUUAGAAUUUACAUUUCAGCAUUUUCCAAGAAACGCAAUAAAUGACAAAAUAAAGUUACAAUUUAAGAUUCUUCGCUAUCUGGCAGAAGAGAUAGACGGAAUUAAGGGAGGGCCAAAUGUUGUGCUAGUUUUAGGGUUAUGGGGUCACUAUACUGCCGAGCCAAUUGAAACAUUUCGUUCGCGACUUUACGGAAUUCGCUACGCUAUAGAGCGACUACACAGUCGUUAUCCAGACACAAAAGUAAUUUGGCGAACAAGUAACACCCGCGAUCAUUCUCGGUGGUUCCAUUUUUUAGAAAACAGUGAUUGGUAUGCUUAUCAGUUGUUACGGGAAGCCAAGAAAAUCUUGAAAGGUCUAAAUAUUGCAAUCAUAGAUGUCUGGGAAAUGACUUCCUGUAUGUGGCAUGAUCCUAUUAUGCAUGUACCCGAGGAUGUUGUAAGAAAUCAAGUAGAUUUGCUAUUGUCAUACAUCUGCCCCUUGUAAGCAAGAGAGAACAAAACUACCCGAAACGCAGGUUAAAAUUCCUUAAUCUAGUUAGUUACAUCAGGUAACAUUUGUAUGGAGAAAGUUGAUGAUGCUAAACCAUCAUAUCUAGCUUGUGUUCGUAUCGCCGAUCAGCGCUGUUAUGGCGAAUCCUUUUCUUUAUAUAUACCAUUACCUUCGCUUAGAAAGUUAUUUCUUGGUAGUGUUUCAUAAGAUGACAAUUAUGUAAUUUGGAUUUACUUCGCAAAGGUAACAAGUAAAUUCCGUAAAUCCGCUAUGUUCCAUGAUCGAAAUAUUUACAAAGUACGACGAUACGUCUACCUGUUUUAAGCUAUCCUCUCUGAAAGAUUAAAAAAUAAUGUCCCGCAGUUCCUGAACAAGUUGCUAGGAUGCCUUAACUCGUUUGACUUCUUUCUGGACACAACAGCUAUUAACCAUUUAAAAUCUUGCAUUUUUAGAUCACGAGAUAUAAAAAAAAACGGUUUCUCUGCAGUGCGAAAGGAAGUCGCUAGGGUGUCCCAAAUGUACGCCAAAAAGUAGUUACUCAAGCAACUGGAUAUGAUUUUUGAAUGUAGUCAAUGUAGUCAAUUUUCGCCACACUCUACCAACGCACCAAGUAUAAAAUUUAAUCCAUUCAGCUGUUCUAGAGUUAUCUUGUUCUCCAACAGACAGACAGAAUGACAAACGCAACUAGAAUUACAACAUCCAUGAUAUUUAUUGGAGGCUAUAUUAAAAAAAAUAAAUAAGAAUAACCAGGAACUUGUUUGGCAAAAUUACAACGAAACAAAUUAAUUAAUUUCAAUUGAUUUUCAAUUGCAAUUUGCCCCACUAUUUACCCCAUUUCAAUGCGUCUCUGUGUCUUUUUUUCUUACAAUUUCAAUUAUAUAUUCUUAUCUACAAAAGCAUGCUGUAAUAUAACGUAAGUUAUAUAUGGUAUGGGGAGUCCUAGGUGGUGCACGAAGGUGGUUAAGUAUCACUCUAUUUAUCAGCCGUAUGGAGCAGACCCUAUUUAAACCGCUAUUUUUUUUAGAAAUUAUAAACAUGAUACCAGCUCAAUUGUUUUGCAAAUUGUUGUGUGAACCUCUGACUAUACAUUACGCACAAGAACUAUACAUUUUGACCUUUUCUUUUUUUUUUGGUGAGGAAAAGACAAAAAGAAGAAAUACCCGAUUUUAAACCCUAUUGAGACCGAAUAGUUUUUUUAAGGCCCGCGCCAACUUUAAUCUCAAAUAGCACCUAAACGGAUUGAGCUAGAACCAUGAAAUUUGGCGACCAUUCAUGAAAUGUAUCUGGGAAAUAUUUCGAGUUAGUUAAAUAAGUUAAUGAUCUUUUGUGUUGCCAUGGCAACGGGUUUCUGACAGGCAAUUUUAUUGGAAAAAUCAGUAAUUUUCGUUCAAACAUAAAAGUUCUCAAGGUUUUAUAUUAAAUAACACUUCAUUUCUGACAUU